CACAAAGAAUAAAAUAAUAAUUAAACAAAAGCGGCAGUCAAAAGGAAGAAUCCGACACUCACCCACAUCUGCAAUUCUGUUGGCCACAGCGAGAGACUGAAAGAAACAAAACCAACGAACAAAACUGAAAAAGCCCACUGAAAAACCAAAGACGAAAGCUCCCUUCUUUUUGAACAAAUACACAAGACCAUGGAAGACGAACCACACCGUUGUUUUUCCUUUCUUCCAACCUUCCUUCCUCUUCAUAUACUUAUUUAUACACCCAAUCCUGUGUUACCUGAACCCAACAGAACCAAAUCAGCGGCAGUUUUUUGCAUAUCUUGACGAUGAUUAUUUCCCGAUUUCUAAGACGAGGAAUCUCAACUUCCACCAGCCCCACUCGACGACGGUCAUGGUGGGAUCAUGUCACUCCGGCUCUUAAAGACCCCAUCAAUGCUGUCACCGACGCCUUUCUUGCUGAUCCUUGUCCUUACAAGAUUAAUCUUGGAGUGGUACCUUUUUUUUCUCUCAUCACAAUUGCUUGUUCAUCUUUAGGGGAUAGCAAGAAUAAUCUUGGGUCUGGGAUUUUUCAGGGAGCUUACAGGGAUGAUGAAGGGAAACCGGUUGUGCUCCAAUGCGUUAGAGAAGCGGAAGGCAAGACUGGGGCUACCAAUUUCCUAUGCAUUGGCAGGGAGUCGACAUCUACAGCUAUUAGCUCGAAAUUGGUUGAGGAGAGUGCAAAAUUGAUAUAUGGGGAAGAUUCGGAUGUCAUAAAAGAAAGGAGGUUUGCCGGAAUCCCGGCUCUAUCUGGAACUGGUGCAUGUCGUAUCUUUGCCGAGUUUCAGAAACGAUUUUACCCUGAUUCAACAAUAUAUUUUCCCGAUCCAACAUGGUCUAAUCACCGCAAUAUUUGGGGAGAUGCUCAUGUUCCGGACCGAACCUUUCACUAUUACCAUCCUGAUUCUAAGGGUUUAAACUUUGUGGCACUCAUGGAUGAUGUCAAGAAUGCACCAGAUGGUUCUUUCUUCUUACUUCAGCCUUGUGCCCAUAACCCAACUGGGGUUGACCCUACGGAUGAGCAGUGGCUAGAAAUCUCAUCUCUGUUCAAGGUAAAGAAUCAUUUUCCCUUCUUUGACGUCGCUUAUCAAGGUUUUGCAAGCGGGGAUGUAGAGAGGGAUGCCCAAGCUAUUAGAAUUUUUCUUGAAGAUGGCCAUUCAAUCGGUUGUGCGCAAUCUUUUGCGAAAAACAUGGGUUUGUAUGGACACCGAGUGGGUUGUCUCAGUAUUCUCUGCAAUGACAAAAUCCAAGCAGUGGCGAUCAAGAGCCAGCUAAAGCAGAUUUCUAACACUAUGUAUGGCAGUCCACCAAUUCACGGUAUAUCACUAGUCUCGAAAAUCUUGAGCAAUCCAGACAUUAAGGCCCUUUGGCUCAAAGAGGUUAAGGUCAUGGCAACUCGUAUUCAAAGAAUGAGAGCUACUCUACGGGAAGCUCUUGAGAGAUUAGGGUCUCCCCUCAAUUGGCAACACAUAACUAACCAGGUCGGAAUGUUUUGCUUCUCUGGAUUAACUCGUGCAGAGGUCGAUCAGCUUGCAAAGGAAUUUCAUAUAUACAUGACACAUGAUGGACGCAUAAGCAUGGCUGGUGUGACCACAAAGAAUGUCGAUUAUGUAGCAAGAGCUAUUCAUGAAGUCACUGCCUCCGAUCGCGACAUCAAGAUAUUACAUAACAUUGGUGCAUAUAAGGUUAAUACUGAUAUAUGCUCAACUUCCCUUGGUACUAAAAAAACAAGAGCAAGGGGAAUGAAUUUAGCCUUGUAAUAUGCACACACAUAUAAUUCUUUCAGGUUGUACCAUAUAUGUUGCAGAAAAUUGAAACUUUUUUGUUUUGGAAAAAGAAAGAAAGAUGACAUUCAAACAA
Molecule: messenger RNA, 1896 nt
Organism: Gossypium arboreum
Lineage: Eukaryota; Viridiplantae; Streptophyta; Magnoliopsida; Malvales; Malvaceae
Product: aspartate aminotransferase, mitochondrial-like
Exons: 9
Coding region: 327-1796 (489 amino acids)
Biological process (GO): biosynthetic process; amino acid metabolic process
Cellular component (GO): mitochondrion
Molecular function (GO): pyridoxal phosphate binding; L-aspartate:2-oxoglutarate transaminase activity
Source: RefSeq, a predicted model, not a curated record